AUGCGUUUCUCCAAGCACAUCCUUCCCAUCGCUAUGCUUCUGACCGGAGUCAUUGCCGCAAAGGACGAGGAGUCUACCACUGCUGUUGAAAAGUCCAAGGCUACCGACGACAAGCCCUCCGAGACAACUGCCAACGAGUCCAACACCGCCGACGCGACAGGGGAAUCCACUGCCACUGCCACUGCCACUGGAAAGAAGGACAAAGACUCCAAGAGCGAUAAGUCUGAUACCGACACCAGCACCAACACCAGAGAGAAGGAGGCUGCUUCCAAGACGGCGACUGAGAAGGGCAACGGACCUACAAUCACCUGGGACCCUCCUGCGCCCAAGACUACCGUUCCCGACAUCAAUGCCGGCUCUCCUUCGCCUAUGACUCCCGGUGUCGUGGUUCUAUCUCUGGUUCUCGGCAUUACAUCUAUCGGCAUGGCACUCCUAUAA
Molecule: messenger RNA, 438 nt
Organism: Fusarium pseudograminearum CS3096
Lineage: Eukaryota; Fungi; Ascomycota; Sordariomycetes; Hypocreales; Nectriaceae
Exons: 1
Coding region: 1-438 (145 amino acids)
Source: RefSeq, a predicted model, not a curated record